AUGUCAGAGGACCGUCGAACGCAGGAGUCGUCCCGGGCAGCAGCACAUGCUCCAGUAUGGUCCGUGACUCGUCGUCAACGCACCGAAGUUUCGCCACUUCGUGAUGCUGAAACUGGAACGCAGUCCUAUAGAUCACGGACCAUGACCACCACGGAACGUGUACAAGUAGUCCAGACACCAGUGGAGGCUGACGGAACAGACUUCUCAGUUGAGGUUCUAUCCUCAACAGCGUUCUCAAAAUUGGAUACUAAAUGUGCCGGGUCGAAUGUUUCAGGUCAAAAUGAGCGCUGGAUAGAAUCGACGACAAUGAGGCAUGAAGCUGGAGGUAUCCCAGUAGUUGGAGGUAUUACAGCAAGCGGUGUUCCUCUAUACUCUGGAAUUUGGUACAGUCCAGAGUCAACUGAGACAACCACUAUAAUAACAACUACAACAACCACUUAUCGUGUUUUUGAAGUGGAAAGUGAUGAGUCGGCCGGUGAGGAGAACGGCAAAGAAAGCGAACUCACAAUUAACUUUCCGCUCGAAUGCGAAAGUUCCAAACAUGCGGACAUAGAAGGUGAGGUACCCGAUGGGGAACCAUUUUACGUGGUUAUUGGUAAGAAGGAUACCCUCUCGCCAGUUACGACGCCACCCGAGCACGUCGUGAAAACAGUCGACAUCAAUGUGAUACCAACCGAGCCAACCGCACAUGACACGCAAACAGUGAAGACAGCUGAUGUUGACGGUAAUAGAUAUCCACAAAUGCUCGAAAUCAGCGAUCAUGAUGGUAAGGUUUCGAGGAAAUAUCCUUUAUUCGUUAUUGGAAUAAGAUACGUCAACGUGUACCAUAACGGACGUUCGGAUGGAUUGAAUGAACACGAUGAACUGCAAAUAACAGAUGAAAUUUCAACGAUGGUCGCAAAACUUUCGGGAUCAUUCAAAAGAGCUGCAGUUCAUGGCGAACACACAAUAUAUUUACCUGUUAAAGGACGUAAAGCGCACGAUCACCAAAUGCAAUACGCCCAUGAUCCAUCAAGUGGGAGUAAGCCGUCAAGGACACAAAGAGAACUGAAAUCAAAAUACACUGUUAAAUUCUCAGAUCCUUUCAGAAUUGAAGCAGAUGUUGACGAAUGGACGGCAUCAACAAGCAAAGUACCAGAAAUCCCCGAAGAAGAUCUACGAAAACACGUUAAUGUAUAUCACAGCGGUUUAUCAGACCGGGUAUCAUUAUCACCGAAAAGAACAAAGAGGAGGGAAAAGGGAACAAGACCCAAAAUUGAAAGAACACUACCGCACCAACAGGUUAUCUGUACCGAGGAAACCGAUCUUGAAGAAACAUACCAAAUUCAAAGGUUGCCAGAUCAACAGGUUGAUGAAAUAUUCCCGUGUGUACCAGAGCAGCGUAUCGAAAUACGGAGGAGCGAGGCUUCAGCCGGAUGGCUGCAGCACAGUGGGACGAGGGAACCAACAAAACCACAGGAUGGGCAAGAAGAGUACACACAUCGAUCUAGUCAGCAGAAGCCUGAGCAAUCAGUCUACAUGAAUAUUGAAUUGAGGAGGCCUCCGAGAAAGGGGGCCACCACAAUUCAAAUCGUCGACGAAAAAAAACAGUGCAAAACAAGGGACCCAUACCAAGACGUGGAAAAUGAACUACCAACAGUCACUGAGGCGAAACCGAAAUUCACCGGUCUCAUCUUCAAGAGAGGCGAGACGUAUGUCGACUAUCCAACAACAGAACUGUACGAAGGACCGGUCGACGCAACGAAUCGUGCGCAUGAAGUUGAAGGUGAACCACUCGAACAACACGUCAGCGUAUAUCACAGUGGCCGAUCGGAUGAGGUCGUGCCAGUGAAGGCAGUGCAUGAAGAAGAAGAGCCAUCAUCUGUGGAGGCUCUAACCGGAGCUGCACAAGCUAUCGGCGCUAGAAUAACUGGCCUCUUCAAAAAGAGUCCAGCACAUCUUGACUAUCCAACAUCGGAGCCAUAUGAAGGACCAUUUGCGAUAACGAAUCGUACCAGUGACGUUGAAGGAGAACCGCUGAGAACGUUUGUUAGCGUUUAUCACAGCGGACGAUCUGAUGAACCGAUUACGAAAGUGCUCGAAGAAGUGCCAGAAAUGCCAUCUGAGGAACUACCAACAGUCACUGAGGCGAAACCGAAAUUCACCGAGGAACUCAAGCAAUCUUUGUUUGCUAUGGGGAUAAUUCCUCCGAAUGCUUCUUAUGCCGACUAUCCCAAGUCACUUCCCUUCCUUGGUCCCCACUUUAUUACGCCCUGUAUGCAUGACCUUCCGAAGUUGAACUUAUCUGAAAUUGUUCAUGUUUAUCAUAGUGGGCGCUCCGAUGAAUGUGUUGAGAGACCGACGGCUGAGGUAUCUUCAGGGAGGUUGCGUGAGGUUCCUUCAGCAGUUGCUGGUGGUUACGGGAUUGCAAAUGGUCUGCUACUGGAGAGCUCUGAAGAGCCAUUAUCCACCAUCAGGCGUACGUCAGACGUUGAGAAGGUCCCAUUGCAACAUUAUGUUAACGUGUAUGGAAGUGGAAUUGUUGAAGGAGUGAUGCCUGCGGCAUUGCCUCCUAAAAUGGAGGUGCUUGCAGUCCAACCUGCUAAAGUACAAAUAGAGGCGCGCUCACCAUCUUCAGAGAUUGUCAGUAAGGUGACUGACGUCUCAUCUAUUGAAGUCAAACCUCAUGUCUUAGCUCGUGAAAGACCACCAGAAAUUCCAAAACGUGGAUUGAUAAAGAAGCCUCUUCCACCAGUAAGACAGUUUUACUCGUAUGAUGUGAAGGAAACACGCACUCAGAAGCCGAAGGCACCGCAACCACCACAGCCAUGUCGAGAGAUCGUUGAAGCUGCUGCACUGGCGCGGCAAAAGAGGCUAGAAAAAGAACGUCAUCAAGUCGACCUCGAUGUCUCCAUUAAUGCGAAGGAGCCGCUUCAGCGGCCGAGCGCUCGGCCUCCAAUCAUUGCCACCCGCGUCGAGCGAGAUCAGGUAAGAAAGGAAGCUGUUGCACCCCGUGAACGAACAUCGGUGCUGGGCAGUGGAGCACCAAGCCGUCUCUCGGACUACUAUGCGAAAACGCGUGAAGUAGAUUACUGGAUUGGACGUCACACAGAACGAUAUUCACGGCCACCGCGCGACUUGACGGCUGAUAUUGGCAUUGAUGUAGCAUCUGAUGAACACUGGGAAGAAAAGCAGCUGGGAGGUGCCAGACGCGCAACAUCACUCCAGCCUGAAAGCAUAUAUGCACGAUCAACACGUCGUGAUAUACCAGCCCGUGGUAUGCAAAUUUCGACAAGAAGUGUUUCACCAACUGCACACUUACAUUGGACAACUGUGAGUGAAACAACUUCCGUCUCUUACUCGAAGAAGGUUUCAAUUGAGCGUCGACGUCCACGUCCCAGACAAUCGUUUGAGAUACCAUCUGUCCGUAGGCAAUAUCGACCGCCACCACCGCCUCCUGAAGUUGCUAUUUACGGUCGAUCGGGCUGGACCACGUUCGAUUCCGAUUAUUCACGACCUUAUUCUGGAGUCGCUGCAAUCCGAGGUGAAUCCAGGCAAUCACGCUAUUCGACUUAUGCUCGAUACGGAGAAACUUCCGGUUUGGGAAUGACUGGUAUACAGCAACCAACAGCUCACUAUGUUAGCAACGAAACAAGAGUAAGUAAUCUGUUUAUAUGGAUCAGAGUAACAAUCACUACGCAAUUCCAGGCUUACCGAAAUCCCUUACGGUAUGAUCUGCCAAGUCCUGUUUCACCACCGCGUUAUGAGCACUGGGCUGCUCAACCCAACAGUUGGACGGUUGAAGGUUCACCAAGGAGAUUUCACAACGGACGUCGUGAUGAAACGUCUUAUUACGGAUCUGGUUAUCCACACACUAGAGCCGAUUAUCGCGUCAGCCAUACCGGUCCAGAAUUCUUACAUUAUCAGAAUUCAAACUUGGAAGAAAUCCCGAUUGUUUCUUUGAUGAACGAAUUUCCGAUGAUUGAAGAAGGAGCAACCGAGUGCUUGUUUCCAACUGUGCAACCUAUUCGCACGCAUGAUUACAUUGAGAUCUUGCAUAUUACAGAUCUUCCACCAGGCGAACAUGCCCGCUCGUCUCGUUCGGCACCACUUCGACGUGCCCGCCAGCGUAUUCGUAACUAUUGCACCAUGCUAUGA
Anisakis simplex (herring worm) is the source of this 4137-nucleotide messenger RNA. The record is from the annotation of a GenBank genome assembly. NCBI's taxonomy places the organism in Eukaryota, Metazoa, Nematoda, Chromadorea, Rhabditida, Anisakidae.